Molecule: messenger RNA, 1135 nt
Organism: Suillus plorans
Lineage: Eukaryota; Fungi; Basidiomycota; Agaricomycetes; Boletales; Suillaceae
Product: Frag1/DRAM/Sfk1 family-domain-containing protein
Exons: 2
Coding region: 238-1044 (268 amino acids)
Cellular component (GO): plasma membrane
Source: RefSeq, a predicted model, not a curated record
AGAGACGACGUCAUGUAGUGCAGCGCAUCACAUUAACUUCUGAGGGAAGCUUAUACACGUGUUUUGGCGAACGAUGGAGUCUUGUAGUGCGUAAUGCAUGACAAUCCCACGCUGCGUCUCACUCCACAGGAUCUGGCAUGGCCCUAUACUAUUUAGCCUGAGCUUGGCUCCAAACUCCUCGCCUCAGCUCCAAACUUCCCUGCGAUAGUCUUUCCAUCAGUCACAAUACCAAGUACGAUGACCGGUUUACACCUUUCGACGCAAAGUCAUCGGCUGCUUAUUUGUGUGCCACUAAUCACUGGCUUAUUCUGGUUUGCAACACUGCUCGCCAUGCUUCUUACCUGGCUUAUCUCUGGACGUCCCAAGUACGUCUCUCAAGAGGGAAACGUUGCAUACAUAUCAGACGUUGCCGCAUCAUUCCUCAAACCACUAUUCAUUGUUGGAUGUUGCAUCACCGGAGUGGGCUUCAUGCUCUCUCUCGUGCUAGAACGUCUUCUACGGCACAGAGGCAGGCUCCCUCCCUCCAUGCGCAAAAAAGAGCGCGUGUUUGAGAUUCUUGCCAUCGUAGGAUCCAUCAUCGGAAUGUUGGGCCUCGUUUUCCUAUCUGGCUUCGAUACAAAACGCUACCACACCGCGCACUACGUAUGCCUGUUCUUCUUCGCCCUUGGUGUCAUUCUCUCCGUAAUCUUCACUGUGUUUGAGUAUCGCUGGUUAGUUCAAAAUCAUCCUGACAUUAUAAAGCUUCGGUAUGCGUACUUGGUGAAGGCCGUCAUUGGAAGCGUACUUAUUGUUUUAGCUAUUGCCUUUGGUAUUGCGCUAUUUUACGCUUCGGAAGUCGGAGCAAUUUUAGAGUGGAUCAUUGGAUUCGGGUUUACUUUUUACCUACUCACAUUCGCAUACGACCUAAGGGCUGCAAGAAUCGCGGAGGAGAAGGAGGGAGAGGACAUGGCGGAGAAGGGCCAGGCCUCCCUGAUCGCGGAUCAUAGGGAACCUCUAAGCUCCCGAAUUAGACCUUGGAAGAAUACUGCGUACCCGCCCCGAUGACGGUAUCUUAAUGAGUGAAGGUGAGCUGGGGCGCUUGCCUACCAAACGCGACAUCGUUGAUCAUUUGCAGUGUGUCCCGUUGAAGAAAUUC